This is a messenger RNA of Paramecium tetraurelia, 723 nucleotides long. RefSeq lists its product as uncharacterized. The transcript has 2 exons. NCBI's taxonomy places the organism in Eukaryota, Ciliophora, Oligohymenophorea, Peniculida, Parameciidae. The record is from RefSeq and is a predicted model, not a curated record.
AUGGAACGAUAUUAUUAUUUAUCGAAAUUUUGUUAUUACAUCAAUACAUCAAUCAUUAUCACAUUUACUACUUUCUGUAUAUUAUUAUUCAUAUUUCAAUUAUCUUUCUUAUUUAAUAAAAAAUACAUUUCUUUAUUAAAAUUAAUUUAAAAAUUAUUAUCUUAUUUUUAAAUUAAUCAUUAAUAGAAAAAUAGAAUGCUCCAUUACCAUUCUAAAAUCCUUGUGAUGAAGAUAGAAUCUUAAGAUUUUACUGCCAAUACUUAGCACUUUCUCAAUGUGUCCCAAAAUUAAUAUUAUACAGGCACAAGCUCUGGAUUAAUUUCUAAGGCCUCUAUUCUCUAUUAUUAUUUAAUUCGUGAUAGUUAAAGGUCUAAUCCAUUACCAGAAUAUUGCCUAUGCAUUUCAUUUUCCCCUUAUCUUCAAUAGGCAAGAAAUUAAGGCAAGCACAAUAAUGUAAUAAAUACAGAUUUAAUUCGUUCAGAAAUAUAUAAUAAUAGAGAUCAAGAUAGCACGGCCUAAAUACCCAAUCGGCCUUUGAUUGUGAUUUUAUUUUUUAGAAUUGAAUUUAAACCAAUUCUAGUUUCAAGUGGUUUAGAAAUCCCUAUUACAAAUUUGUGUUGUUGUAAGGUGGUUAAGAAAUUAUCCUGGUCUUGCAAAAUGGGCUAUUCAUUCAAAUCUGUGUCUAUGAACUCCCACUCAUUUAGUUUUGAUGAAGUUGAGUGA